UCAUACAGCUUACACCUCAGCCGCACGGGACACGGGGAUCCAUGUUUGAUUGAAAUUUUGGUUAUAAAUCGUUGUCUGAUAUCAUUCAGCCUUUUUCUUCUUAAAUUGAAAUUACUCUUACUCUGGACAAAUCCAUUUGCCUCUCGCAAGGUCUUCACUUCUCGAAGAUGGCGUCCCCAUAUGACCAGUACCCACCCUAUGGCGCUCCAGCUCCAGGUCCGCACCCUAGCGGCGGGGCAUACUAUACGCCCCAGGACGCCCCGCAUGGUUAUGGGUCUCAGCAACCAUAUGGACAGCCUGGCCAGCUUGAACAGUAUGCGGGUGCCCACACUUCCCAGCAUGAUUUGAGCCCGCAAGCGCAACAAUAUCAGCCGCCGCCGCAGAGGGACUUUCUGAGCCCGUCUGAUGCGCUGGGGUACCAGCAUGCGCCCGGAAACUACGAAGCUAGAGGUCGCCAGGGCAGCAACGCUGAGUAUUACAACCAACAUACCGACGAACAUAGAGACGCUUCCCGAUCACGGCGCCGCCGAUCCCGCGCGUCCAGUAGCGCGAUGAAAGACAGAUCUGGAUCGCGGUCUAGGUCUAGGUCUGGGUCAUCAGGGCAGGAUCGUGGCCUUGCGGGAACGUUGAUGGGAGGGGCGUCUGGAUACUAUCUGGGACAUAAACAGAGUCAUGGUCUCCUCGGUGCUUUGGGCGGCGCACUAUUAGGAAAUUUUCUAGAGCACCGGGUCGAGGAACACAAGGAGCAUGGCGAGGAUCAUCAUAAGCGCCACCGCCAUCGCCAUCGUCACCAUCAUCAUCAUCAUCAUCAUGAUCAUGAUCAGCGGCAUCUCGAUCAACACCACCAUGGCCAUCGGCAUCAUCGGAGCCACUCGAGACAUAGUAGACACAGUGACGAUCCCUGAGGCUUGGGUUCGCUGUGGGGAGCGGUAAGCCUGGCAUGAGGUGAUGCACAUGGUUUUGAAUUGUUCUGCGAUAGGAAUGGUCUUCGUUCGUUGUAACUACUUUUCAUCAUGCCCUUGCUUGCACUUUCAGUUCGCUCAUGUUGUCUAUGCAGUAGCAGAUGGAUUGUUUGUUUCGCUCCUGAGAGAUUAGCUGCGCAUGUUCGUAGCGUGCUCUGUGCCUGACGAAUGACUGCCUCAUAUGCCUGGCAGACCAUGGGUAACUGCAAAUAUUACCUUCGAUCGCUCCAGGCUCCCAAUAGGAAUUGACAAAAACGACAUCGGAGUUGAAGCGUUCUUCAUGUUCUGAGGGGAUCCUUCAGUCCACUGUAGACUUGAGCAUUCCUGAGACAACGUAGAGUAUUGGCAUU
Molecule: messenger RNA, 1312 nt
Organism: Aspergillus novofumigatus IBT 16806
Lineage: Eukaryota; Fungi; Ascomycota; Eurotiomycetes; Eurotiales; Aspergillaceae
Exons: 2
Coding region: 168-905 (245 amino acids)
Cellular component (GO): outer membrane
Source: RefSeq, a predicted model, not a curated record